AUGUUGGUAAAACCUGUAAUCCAUAGUAGGAUCAACGUAUCAGCAAGAUUCAAGAAACCACUUCAGGAACCCUGUACUAUCUUCUUGAUCGCUAAUGGAGACCUUAUAAGCCCAGCAUCACGCCUCUUCAUCCCCAGAAAAGCCUUGAGUCAGUGGGAUCUUGUCCUUGAAAUGGUCACAGAGAAAAUAACCCUAAGGAGUGGAGCUGUACAUAGACUUUAUACAUUAGAAGGAAAACUUGUCCAAAGUGGGUCAGAGUUGGAGAAUGGACAGUUUUAUGUAGCGGUUGGCAGAGACAAAUUUAAGAAAUUGCCUUACAGUGAAUUACUUUUUGACAAGUCAACAAUGAGAAGGCCAUAUGGUCAGAAAGCCUCUUCAUUACCUCCUAUUGUUGGAUCCAGAAAAUCUAAAGGGAGUGGAAAUGAUCGUCAGUCCAAGUCAACUAUUGGUUCCAGUGACAAUUCAUCCCCUCUGCCUCCCAAGAGAAGAGGAAAGAAAGAGGAACUUUCGCAUUCAGAAAAACCUGGUAAAGUGAAACAAAGUACAAAUCCAAAGACACCAACACCUGUGGUAACACCACCAAACAACGAUGAAGGCAUUUUCAAAGCGGGAGCAGAGAGAUCUGAAAUGGAGGGGGCAGCAGAAGUCCAGGAAGAUGAAGACACUCAAGUUGAGAUUCCAGUCGAUCAGAGGCCAGCAGAAAUAAUAGAUGAAGAAGAAAGUGGAGGGAAGGAAAAUGAGGAAAUCGAGGGAGAGAAGGAAGAUUUGCCAGAAUUAAAUGGUGAUGGUGAUGAGAAAGAUGUCAAGAAAAGCCCUGAAGAGGGGAAUGUUGACCCUCCUCGAGUAAAUGGCACAAACGAAGAAAAUGGUGAGGAACUGGAUGAUGUUACCGACAGUGAACAUCAUCAGAAGACAGAGGAAGAGAUUACAUUAGCACGAGGUGAUGGUGGUGGUCGAAAGGAGGAUGAAUCAGAACCUCAAAGACCACCAAGGCCUGAAGUAAAAAUCACUAGUCCACAGGAAAAUGAUAACAAUGAACCAAACAAGGAGUAUGCUGCUGUGGCAUAGAUGCUUAAAAAUGUGGAUUAUUAGAAAAAUUAAGGGUUUCAUAUGAUACUUGAAUUUUAAACACUGUUAUUUGUGGUUGUUACACAUAAUGUGGCAGUAUGGCUGAAUACUACCUAUUGAAUUUCAAAAUUAUAAUGGAGAAUAGCAAGAAUAAUCAUAUUAAUAUCUAAAAUUCUUUAGUCGGUAUGUGUGUGUAUGUUUUUUUAAGCCAUCUAAAAGAGUUAAAUGUUAGGAAUUUGGGUGACCCUUCCUCCUCUGUAAUAGGGUAACAAUCAUAAUUGGAUAAAUUUCAAUGUGCCCCAACUCUAGAUUUUUAAUAAAAAGAUUGUUAAAUAAAGAGACUAUUUUAAAAGUCUUAUUCAGAAAGGCCCAGAAUACUUUGUGAAUUUCAAUGGAAAAUGUAUGUAACAAACCUUAGGGUAAUAAACAUUAGAA
Molecule: messenger RNA, 1503 nt
Organism: Gracilinanus agilis (Agile Gracile Mouse Opossum)
Lineage: Eukaryota; Metazoa; Chordata; Mammalia; Didelphimorphia; Didelphidae
Gene: DCDC2
Product: doublecortin domain containing 2
Exons: 9
Coding region: 1-1068 (355 amino acids)
Biological process (GO): intracellular signal transduction; regulation of cilium assembly; cilium assembly
Cellular component (GO): axoneme; kinocilium; microtubule
Source: RefSeq, a predicted model, not a curated record